Molecule: messenger RNA, 1837 nt
Organism: Betta splendens (Siamese fighting fish)
Lineage: Eukaryota; Metazoa; Chordata; Actinopteri; Anabantiformes; Osphronemidae
Gene: elovl1b
Product: ELOVL fatty acid elongase 1b
Exons: 8
Coding region: 373-1344 (323 amino acids)
Biological process (GO): fatty acid elongation, polyunsaturated fatty acid; fatty acid elongation, monounsaturated fatty acid; very long-chain fatty acid biosynthetic process
Cellular component (GO): endoplasmic reticulum; endoplasmic reticulum membrane
Molecular function (GO): fatty acid elongase activity
Source: RefSeq, a predicted model, not a curated record
CCUCCGACGGGAACUAAAACACACAUUUGUAGCUGUAACUGAAGUGUAAUGUUGUUUUAUCGAAUUGGAGCCGCGCCACUGUGACCUCCUUUACGGUAUCUCUAACCGCCUCACGGCUAACGGGUACUUUUUUGAGUAAUUAGCAUAACAGUCAACUAGCCUAGUCACUGGCGCUGCAGGCGUUUGUCAGCCUCAUCAUCUGCACCUGCGCUGGAGGCUCCGGACGCCGUUUCUGUUCCCCUGCGCACUGGAGGCAGUUGCUAACGCAGCCCAGUCAUCUCCAGUUGAUCUUUACAGCAGCGAUAAACGGGAAGCAGGGAAGGCUGCGCCCCAGAGGAAGCGAAUAAUUGGUAACAGCAAUAGGAAGGCACCAUGAUUCAGGAAACUUUUUCACACACCAUGGAUAUCUAUCAUUAUCUUGUGGCAGGAAUCGAUCCACGACUGAAAAGUUAUCCACUAAUGCAGAGUCCCAUUUCGAUGUCUGCAAUAUUGCUGUGCUACCUAUUCUUUGUACUGUACCUGGGACCUCGCUUUAUGGCCAAGCGUAAACCCUUCCAGCUAAAAGAAGCCAUGAUAGUCUACAAUUUCAUGCUAGUGGUGCUGUCCAUAUACAUUGUCUAUGAAUUCUUGAUGUCUGGUUGGGCCACAACGUAUACCUGGCGUUGCGAUGCAAUUGAUACUUCAAACAGCCCUCAAGCGCUACGAAUGGUCCAAGUGGCCUGGCUGUUCUGGUUCUCAAAGAUUAUUGAGCUCAUGGACACGAUUUUUUUUGUGUUGAGGAAAAAACAUGGCCAGAUCACAUUCCUACACAUCUUCCACCAUUCUUUUAUGCCCUGGACCUGGUGGUGGGGAGUCAGCUAUGCACCUGGUGGAAUGGGAUCUUUCCAUGCCAUGGUAAACUCCACCGUCCACAUCAUCAUGUAUUUCUAUUAUGGGCUUGCUGCUGCUGGACCACGUUUCCAGAAGUUCUUGUGGUGGAAGAAAUACAUGACUGCCAUUCAGCUGACCCAGUUUGUCCUGGUUUCUCUCCAUGCCACUCAGUAUUACUUUAUGGACAGGUGUGACUAUCAGUUCCCUCUGGUCAUCCACCUCGUCUGGAUGUAUGGAACCUUCUUUUUCGUGCUCUUUUCCAACUUCUGGUUCCAGGCGUAUGUGAAGGGUAAGCGCUUGCCCAAGCAAGAUGUUAAGCAGUGCCAGAACGGCACAGCUGUAUAUGCUAAUGGUAAACUCCAUGAGAACGGGAAUGGUAUCAACCACGUGGCUGACGCCACCACCACAACCAGCAAUGGCUCUGCUCACCAUGAGAAUGGCAGCGCUUACUUAGGCAAGAUGAAAAAGGCUUAGGAGCUCUUGAAGGAAACACCCAAGAAGUAUGACCCAACGAACCUGUUAGAAUGGCUACGGAUUCCAAAGAUAAUUUUGGCUGUGUUUCUUUUCCUCGUUUCAGUUUUAUACACAAAAUAUGGGGAAAUGACGUGGUUCGUGCUUUCCACAGAUGGGAUCCCACAUUUUGUGUUUUUUGUUUUCUUUGAGUUGGGGAACCAUCUAAGGAACACAAUAUAUGAAGAGAAGAUGUUUAGACCAAAAAUGUUGUCUUCACUGAUAUUGCAAACAGCCUUCUAGUUGAGUAUCACUAGUGGCCUUUCACCCUACUUGCCUUCACUACUUGUCUGACCCCCCCGUGGACAGAUGACUGUACAGUUUCAAACUUGAAAAUACUUCUGUAAAUAGUUUUGCAAAAAUAACACAUCGUAUUGGUAUGUCUUAGAUUUCCUAAAUUUUGUUACAGUAUGUAUUUAAAAAUUAAAAUGCCAAUAAAUUCCACUUUAAAUUAUUA